Molecule: messenger RNA, 4222 nt
Organism: Sycon ciliatum
Lineage: Eukaryota; Metazoa; Porifera; Calcarea; Leucosolenida; Sycettidae
Product: cell adhesion molecule DSCAML1-like
Exons: 14
Coding region: 554-3238 (894 amino acids)
Biological process (GO): cell-cell adhesion
Molecular function (GO): protein binding
Source: RefSeq, a predicted model, not a curated record
UGGGCGAAUGCACGCGUUGACAGCGCAAGGCCAUACUUUCUGUUCGUAUCCUGACCUUCCUUUCAGUGCAAGCCAAACCUAUCCUGUAUCCUUACUUGACCUUAGUAAAAUAGGAACUGAUUUUUGUUGGAGGACAUCGUUAUUACAGGACGAAAAGGACCGCCGGAUAGUAGUGAGAGAUUCUGACUCCCCUCCACUGCAGCCAUCAUUUUGAAGCUACUCAGAUGUGUUAACGGAGUAACGCCGUAGUCAAAUGUUGGAAAUCUUCGCUCAAAUGUUGCGUGUUGCUUGAGACCUAAGUAAGUAGUUCAGGAAGUCAGUAACUGUCGCUCGACGCAGCAACGAACGGCAUUUUCCUGUGCACACGGUAGAUGAACUUCUGUGCUGGCCCAGUUUAGACAAGCUGCUGGUACAUGGUUUGGCUCUGUCCUCGGUAGUAUUCUAAGGUAGUGGCGGAUUGUCCCUCUAGGCAUUGUCGAGGGUGGAGGACGGACGAGAGUUCGACGCUUGUCGGGAGAGGAGCUCCUUCCAAAAUAGACGCUUGCUGUCAACCAUGGCGCGGCGAAGAAGUAGCGUUGCGUUUCGUCCCUUUUCUCCGCAUCUUUUGCUGGUGAUUCUACCCCUGCUGUGUGAAAACGUACUCUGCCAAGUUCCGGAUACACCAGAUAUUGAUGCCAGCGACACAGAUAUGCUGGUGAACUUAGUGGAAGGAGAUAACAGUGUAGGGUUUAGCGUGCUUUGCACCGAUGUAGUGCGUUCUAAUGAAGCCGUGCCGCUGGUUCUGCGAUGGACGUUCAAUGGAGAAGUGCUCCCACUGGAGCGACAGCAAAGUGAGACGCUUGCUGGCUCAAAUAUAUUUUUCAGCAAUACUCUGGAUCUCAAUGUUCGUGGAACCUGGCUGGAGGCUGACGCCGGAACGUAUGGCUGUACGGCACGAAAUAACGACACCAACGAGACGUCCGCCGCCAGGACAUUUCAGCUGGUUAUCAACGUACGACCAGAAGUGCUGUCGCUGGCAGGUCAGGAAAGCCGACUGGAGGAGGACGUUACAUUGACAUGCACGACACGUGCUACACUGCCACUCAAUUUUACAUGGAGUCGAGGCGGCACCGUUCUGCAGACAGCAGCUGCAGUGAACAGCAACAAUAACACGUUCACGCUGACCAACGUCAGUCGCACAGAUACAGGCAACUAUACGUGCCGCGCUACAAACCGCUUCGGCAGUGCAAACGAUACAGCGGUCGUCAAUGUGAUAGAGGUGCCUGAUUUGGGAGACAUGUUUGCGCCACAAGUCAGCUCCGACAACCUCCGCCAGAUCUUGCUGGAGUGGACGACGGAAUUCUUCGACGGCAACACGCCAAUAUUGAGUUACAGAGCAAUGUGUACUGGCAUUGGAUAUCCUGGUGACGUACAGCUGUCAGAUCCAUUGACAAUCCCUGCCACAGCUCGCAAUGCCACCAUCGACAAUCUUCACCCCGGCCGAUCGUAUUAUUGUGUCCUAGCUGUGACUAAUGAGGUUGGCUCCAGCACCAGUCAAACGGUAAACGCAACUGUGAUGGAAGAAGCUCCUGACUUAGCACCAGCUCAGCCUACUGUCACAGUUCUAUCGUCAACAUCAGUCGAGGUGGAAUGGACAGGUAUUCCCCCUGCAUCCUUGUUUGGUGUACUGCGUGGCUACACACUAUCCUUCGCAGCUAGCUGCGCCCAGUGUCCGUGUAGCAGCUACCCAUGCAGCCAGACCGGAUCCGUCAACGUCGAAGCGGGCGUGCCGCUGCGUCGCGUGCUCGAUGGACUGCGUCGCUUCACCGAAUACUCAGUUACCGUGGCUGCGUACAACAACGCCGGUACUGGACCAAUCAGUGUUGCACAGACUGUUACCACAAGUGCACAUGAAUCUGAUGCGCCCGAGGCACUCAUGGCCAUGCCCGAGCAGAAUACGAGUGCAAUGAGUGUGACAUUCCGAGAGCCCAUCGAGCCCAACGGCAAUAUCGUGCGCUACGAGCUCACGUACGAGUCGCUGGACACCGACUUUCAGAUUAGGCCCGAGACGCUGGUGGUCGAGGACGUGGACACGACGCCCAUCCGCACACGGGUGGUGGGUCUGCGCCGUCUGACCGCGUACCGCUUCACGCUGCGCGCCGUCAACUCCCUCGGACCCGGUCUGCCCGCAGUCGCCACGGCAACGAUGGCUGCUUUCCCAAUCAUACCCGUAAUGCCGGAGGCGAUGGCCGUCUCUCGUGGUGCCGAGGUGACGCUCAGUUGCGGCAGCGAGGGAGAUCCAGCGCCAACGGUGACCUGGAGACGCCAGGGCAACCUGACCUCGGUCCCGGGCCAAGCGGACGGCAGCCUGGUGGUGAGCAACGUGCAGGAGAGCGACGCAGGGACGUACAUCUGCACGGCUAGAAACACUUGGGGUGUCGCUACGGGAAACGCCAGCAUCACUGUUGUAGGCGAGACGUCGUCGAUCAUCAGUGGCUUCAAGGAUACCUACCUGUAUCUGUGCAUUGCCGGCGGAGUGCUGCUCAUACUGCUGCUGAUGACGCUGUGCCUGCUGAGAUGCCGACGCAAGAGAUCAUCGGCGAGCAAGACCUCGACUAACUAUCAUUUCGACCACCAUGAGUACAAUGUAGGCGCUGGGAUGAGCCUGCACAACCCAAACUACACAGAUCCAACCAGUGAGCAAGGAUCUCCGUCCUAUCCUCCCAGGUAUGCUGGCACCGCAGGCCCGGACUCUCAGCAGCAACCGCAGCACCAGCAGCAACGUCCCGUGCCUGCGCAACGCACGCCUGGCGUAGGACUGUCGCACUCAAACGUGCCGACCAUCAGUGCGCCCAAUGACGCGUUGGAUGGUCACUUCAACCAGACAGCGGCCACAUUCCAGGCACAGGACGGGCACAACGCCGACCACUUCCGCAAGACGGUGACGCCAGUGGCCACGCUCAACAACCAGCACCAGCACCAGCCCAGCAUGCUGAGCAACGCCAGCAGCUUUCACCCGGCACAGCAGUACGAUGCCGGCGGUGUAGGUGCCAGUGGCGGCGGCCAGUCCAAGUACGCCACCAACAACGGCAAUAACCUUCACCAGGAAAUGGGCGGUGGGGCAGCUGGCGGUGGGCCGAUGAACACGGACGCGUACCCGAUGCGUGACAUGGCGGCCAGCACCGACGUGCUCACCGUCAACGAACAGCUGCCGACAUACACCGCACGGCAUGGCGAUCACAUUCUCACCGCCAUGUGAGAGGAGCCACCUCACCACUGGUGUGCGGUGAGCCACGUCUAACUGUCGUGUGAUGAGCAAUUUUCUCGUUGCCAUCUGACUUGAGCCACGUUCUCAUCGCUAUGUGACGAGCCACAUUCUUUGAACUAUUGCAUGAUGGUUUGAGGUAGUAUUGUCGAGCGUGACCAACACGCACUAGGGAUGUGUAGGUGGAAGGAUCUCUACUUUUCCACAGUGCAGCAGUGGUGGGUCCGUCACCAUAGUAACCCCUGGAAGAGCAAUCCUAGUCGGCAUCAUAGACGAAUCUAUACUGAUCAGUUCUAAACCGGACAAAGCUAAAGAAAAUUGAAUAAAUGCACCAGUUACAUGCGUGUUGGACUUCCGCAGAGCCUCGAAACUGGGCGCCUGCACUUGACUAUGCUUGCGUCGGAGUGAAGGCUAAUCAUAAAGACUCCGCUCUACUGCUAGCGCAGCCGGCAAUGGUAUAUGCUGACUCUGCCGUGUGUAGCGAGCUAACUGCCCUGAGAAUGAAUGUGGGCAUUUUAGUAUCUUAUCAUAAACCGUUACCCAACUUUGCCUUGCUGUACUAAAUUCCCCAGCCCUGUAUAGCUGAACAGUGCGCGUAAAGGGACUAAUUGAAUUUCCAUCGGUGCAUUUCAUUUCUUUUUCCGUACAUCAAACCUGAGAACGAGUUGAUAUCUUGCCUGCUAAGCUUGAGCAGUGCAGUUGCAUCCGGUGGUGUGGAGUUACUAUUCAACUGCUUCUCCAUGAUCAUUUCCAAGUCUACAACCGCUGCCAAUGCUAGACACUUCCUAUCUGAUAAUUAUUUUCCAAUUCCCGCUUGCUGAUAGGUGGUCCCGCAUUGCAAAUGGGAAUACAAUUAUUGCAUUCUAUCAGUGUGCUCGUUGAUAAUCCUUUCUCUACUUCUUGUGGUUUUGCAUAUUGUUCGGUUAUCAUUCUUUCGUUUAGUAUUUGACUGUAAUGUUUAUGCUUGGUUGUCUGUGA